Sinocyclocheilus grahami is the source of this 1230-nucleotide messenger RNA. RefSeq names its product DEAD (Asp-Glu-Ala-Asp) box polypeptide 59 (gene ddx59). The coding region runs from base 1 to 1095 and encodes 364 amino acids. The record is from RefSeq and is a predicted model, not a curated record. The transcript has 6 exons. Gene Ontology annotation, molecular function: ATP binding; nucleic acid binding. Lineage: Eukaryota; Metazoa; Chordata; Actinopteri; Cypriniformes; Cyprinidae.
AUGUGUGCAUUUUUGAUUUUCCAGAGCCGAACUGCUUCACCAUCUUGUCCCACGUGUCUCAUCCUGACCCCGACCAGAGAGCUGGCCAUCCAGAUAGAGAAGCAGACGAAAGAGCUGGUGAUGAGUCUGCCCAACAUGAGAACUGCUCUUCUGGUGGGGGGGAUGCCUUUACCCCCUCAGCUGCAUCGACUCAAGCAGAACAUCAAGAUAGUAAUAGCCACUCCAGGACGCCUCCUUGAGAUCCUGAAGCAGAAGGCUGUACGGCUGGAUAACGUCAGGGCCGUUGUGGUUGAUGAGGCGGAUACCAUGCUGAAGAUGGGAUUCCAGCAACAGGUUCUUGAAAUUUUGGAGCAGGUCCCUGAAGAGCAUCAGACGCUGUUGACGUCAGCCACCAUUCCCAAAGGAACAGAACAGCUAGCGGCUCGUCUCACCCACGAGCCUGUGAGCAUUACCAUCGGUCAGAAGAACCAACCCUGCUCCAACGUCCGUCAGAUCGUCCUCUGGGUGGAAGAGCCGUCAAAGAAAAAGAAGCUCUUUGAGAUUUUAAAUGACAGAAAGCUGUACCAGCCACCGGUAGUUGUGUUCGUGGACUGCAAACUUGGGGCCGAUUUGCUGUGUGAAGCUGUGCAAAAGGUCAUGGGAUUAAACACAGUCGCUAUUCACUCAGACAAGAUGCAGUGGGAACGCAACAAAAUUGUAAAGGGUCUACUUGAGGGCCAGUUUGAAGUGGUGGUCAGCACUGGGAUUCUCGGUAGAGGACUGGACCUGGUCAAUGUUAAGCUUGUAGUGAACUUCGACAUGCCAGCUAACAUGGAUGAAUAUGUUCAUCAGAUUGGCCGAGCAGGUCGACUGGGCCACAGAGGCACCGCCAUCACCUUCAUGAAUAACAACAACAAGCGGCUGUUUCUGGACAUUGUGAACAGAGUGAAACCCACGGGCUCCAUCCUGCCGCCACAGCUCCUCAACUCCCCACAUCUGCACGAACAGCAGAGGAGAGCCACACAGAGGAGCAGCCGUGGAGAAGACAUCCUCGUAUCCAAGAGCAACCUCAUCGACAUCAUCAGGAAGCAUGACAAAAGAUCUGCCAAGAAAUAACAAGCAAAUAUAUGUAUUGCUAAAUGUUUUGUUGCUGCUUUUGUAAUUUGUAUUUUCAAUAAAUGCUACAAGUGAAUGAAAAAAAUGUCUCUUCUGAUUGUCUCCAGUAUAAUUACACACACAAUAAUAAUGUCA